Messenger RNA from Arvicola amphibius (Eurasian water vole), 942 nucleotides. RefSeq names its product POU domain, class 5, transcription factor 1-like. The record is from RefSeq and is a predicted model, not a curated record. Gene Ontology annotation, molecular function: RNA polymerase II cis-regulatory region sequence-specific DNA binding; DNA-binding transcription factor activity, RNA polymerase II-specific. Lineage: Eukaryota; Metazoa; Chordata; Mammalia; Rodentia; Cricetidae. Gene Ontology annotation, biological process: regulation of transcription by RNA polymerase II.
AUGUCCGCCCUGCCUGCUACAUUGAGGACACAUGGAAAGAGGGCAUGGGCAGAAGCAGGAAGACCUACUAGGAGCCGCUGCUGCAGUCCAGCUAAGAGUGCGGCCUUGACAAACACACUCACGAGCCUUCCAAGAACAGUCCCUGGUCAGCAGACAGGUUGGCGCCCCCCACAGCAUCAGACACCUAGUGGGGAGGGAGGUGAUGAGUCAGGGGGACUAGAACCCGGCUUGGUGAACCCUUGGACCUGCCUCAGCUUCCAAGAAUUUCCAGGUGUGCCUGGAAUUGUACCAGGGGUUGGGCAAGGCUCAGAGGUGUUGGGGAUCUUCCCUCGUCCCCCACCAUAUGAGUUCUGUGGAGAAAUGGCAUACUGUGGACCUCGGAUUGGACUGGGCCUAGUGCCCCGAGUUGGCCUGGAGACUUUGAAACCCGAGGGCCAGGAAGAAGCAGAAACGGAGAGCAACUCGGAGAGAGCCUCCUCUGGGCCAUGUUCUCUCUGCCCCAGUGCCGUGAAGUUGGUAGGCGGAACCAAGUCCCGAGCCCUGCAGAUGGAACUGGAGCAGUUUGCCAAGCUGCUGAAGCAAACGAAGAUCACCUUUGGGUACAUCCAGGCCGAUGUGGUGCUCAUCUUGGGUGUUCUCUUUGAAAAGGUGUUCAGCCACACCACCAUCUGCCGCCCCUGCGGGAGAAGAGAAGUCAACAACAAUGAGAACCUUCGAGAGAUAUGCAAAGCAGAGACUCAAGUGCAGGCCUGCAAGAGGAAGCAGAGGAGCGUUGGGCACCGUGUGAGGGACAACAUGAAGAGCGUGUUUCAUGAAGAGAAUGUUUCUGCAGUGCCAAGCUGCUUCAGCUGGAAGAGGAUGUGGUCCAAGCGUGGUUUCAUGAGGGGACCACGCAAACAAUCAAGCACAGAUGGGCAAUCAAGUACUGACGAUUCCCAAUGA